GAAACUUCCAGCAUGCGACGGUCAAGGGUCGCAGUUCUGAACUUUAUUAUGUCCAUGGUUCUGAAGGAAGACGAAUUUGGUUUUGACUGGUCUACUGCAAACUGAUUAUCAUGUCACGCCAAAUGCAUGCGCGCAGAUUGGAUGGCAUCGACAAGAAUAUAUGGGUUGAGUUCACGCAGUUAGCGGCUGACUACCAGGCCGUUAACCUGGGACAGGGCUUCCCUGACUUUGCCCCUCCCAAGUUCCUCCAAGAGGCUUUCUGUAAAGCAGUGAGUGGGGGCGGCUUGAUGCACCAGUACACCCGUGCCUUUGGCCACCCCUCUCUUGUCACAAUCCUGGCUCAAUUAUUCGGGCGCCUGGUGGGACAUGAGAUCCAGCCCCUGGAAGACGUGCUGGUCACGAUCGGGGCGUACCAGGCCCUGUUCUGCACAUUUCAAGCUCUGGUGGACGAAGGAGACGAGGUUAUAAUUAUUGAGCCAUUUUUUGAUUGCUACAAACCAAUGGUAAAGAUGGCGGGAGGGAAGCAGGUCUAUGUGCCUCUGAGGCCAAGGGGCGGGAGCAGCCUGUCGAGUGGGGAUUGGGUGCUUUGCGCUGAGGAGCUGGCCAGUAAAUUCACAGCAAAAACAAAAGCCAUUGUUAUUAACACCCCGAACAACCCAACCGGCAAGGUGUACAAGACAGAGGAGCUGCAGGUGAUCGCGGACCUGUGCAUCAAGCACGACGUGGUGUGCAUCAGCGACGAGGUGUACGAGUGGCUCACCUAUGAUGGAGCCAAGCACGUGAAAAUAGCCAGCCUUGCUGGUAUGUGGGAACGCACAGUUACGAUCGGCAGCGCGGGGAAGACAUUCAGUGCUACUGGGUUGAAGGUUGGCUGGGCUAUAGGUCCCAGUCACCUCAUUAAACAUUUGAAAACAGUCCAUCAGAACUCUAUUUACCACUGUCCCACUGCAGCCCAGGUGGCGGUGGCGGAGGGCUUACAGACCGAGUACGACCGCCUGGGCCAUCCAGAGAGCUACUUCCAGCAGCUGCCCACGCUGUUCACCCACAAGCGGAACAAGCUGGCGGCCUGCCUGGAGAGCGCGGGCUUGCGGCCCACACUCCCAGAGGGGGGCUACUUCAUGAUCGCCGACAUCUCCUCUGUCUCGUUUGACUCAGAUGAUUCAAUCUCCCAGGAUGAGCCCCUCGACUACAGAUUUGUUAAGUGGCUGAUCAAGAAAAAGGGUCUGGCCGCCAUCCCUGUAUCUGCUUUCUACAGCCCUGAGCAUGGCAAGGAGGUUCAGAACUACGUACGAUUCUGCUUCACUAAGGAGGACUCAACGUUGAAUGCUGCCGAAGACAUCUUGAAAAAGUGGGCUAGUGAAAAGUGAACUGUCAACAUGUGAGGCAUCCCCGAGCGCUGUGUUUUAUUGACGUUGUUGAGCAACAUGGUGUCUGAUUCACUACAGCCUUCAGGAGUCUGUCCUUUAUCUUUUAGAUCCGUAGUUAUCAUUGUGCGGCUUGCCAAACUGGGCAGGUUUAUUAUAAGGUUUAUUUUCUUGGUUUAUCUUGGACAUUAUCUUUGUCUCUCUUUAGCUUAUCAAUAUUUUUUAUCUGAGCAAAAUUAGAGCGACAGUUUCUGAUGUAUAAAAUAAAUGGUAUUGAAGAUCUUAAAUGUUGAAUCGUUUUGUCAGAAAAUCGUGAUUUGUUUCUUUAGGUGGAUAAAUGAUAAGUAAUUUCUGUCUGUAUGUUUCACAUUCUGGUGGCUAUGUAACCUCGAUGCCUCAGCCUUUCCAGUGGAUCUGUCCAACUGAUCUCAUCUUAGAAUCUGGAAUAACCCCUUGAGAUAUAACUGUAGCCACUCAUGGCCAAAGACGAACUGGAUACUGGAAUAUUUCAGUGUAUGACUUCUCAAGAAUAAAUGGUGCAAUAUUGGGUCUUGGCUCACUCCCAUAGAAUGUUUAUUUUGUGUUGCAAGCACUUUGUUUUUAACUGCUGCACUGAUUUAUGGGUAGGAAGGAUCACAAAAUCAAAGUGUUGAUGGUCAAUGUUGAAUUCCUGGUAACAAAGAUGUUAUUGAUCUGAGCCAUGCAAAAACUGCAUACAUAAUUAAUUAAGUUGUGAAUUGUUUCUGUCUGAGUUUCGAAAUAUUAAACCCAAGCCCAACCUAUUAAAAAGGUCUU
Messenger RNA from Gadus chalcogrammus (walleye pollock), 2159 nucleotides. It is a transcript of the gene kyat1, whose product is annotated as kynurenine aminotransferase 1. The transcript has 13 exons. The record is from RefSeq and is a predicted model, not a curated record. Gene Ontology annotation, molecular function: L-kynurenine:2-oxoglutarate transaminase activity; pyridoxal phosphate binding. Gene Ontology annotation, biological process: biosynthetic process. The coding region runs from base 111 to 1367 and encodes 418 amino acids. NCBI's taxonomy places the organism in Eukaryota, Metazoa, Chordata, Actinopteri, Gadiformes, Gadidae. Gene Ontology annotation, cellular component: cytoplasm; mitochondrion.